This is a messenger RNA of Vairimorpha ceranae, 1497 nucleotides long. Its product is annotated as t complex protein 1 theta subunit. NCBI's taxonomy places the organism in Eukaryota, Fungi, Microsporidia, Nosematidae. Gene Ontology annotation, cellular component: chaperonin-containing T-complex. Gene Ontology annotation, molecular function: ATP binding; ATP-dependent protein folding chaperone. The transcript has a single exon. The record is from RefSeq and is a predicted model, not a curated record. Bases 1 to 1497 code for a protein of 498 amino acids. Gene Ontology annotation, biological process: protein folding.
AUGAAUACCUCGGGAUUUAUAUCACAAUCACAAACUGAAGAAAAGGCUAAAUAUAAUGUAGUUACAAAGAAAUUAACAUCCUUGAUUUCUAUAUUUGAUAAAUUGUAUGGAAAGUCAUUUUAUAAAAAAUUAAUUAAGACAGAUUACAAUUCAUUAAAACUUACUUCUAUGCCUUCUGUGAUUCUAGAUAAUAUUAAGGUUAACCAUCCACUAGUUAAAUUAAUGAUUGAAUAUGUCAAAAAGUUAGACACUCUUGGAGAUUCUUCUAAAUAUUUUUUAAUGAUAGUUAAGUAUCUUAUUGAUGAAAGCUAUAAGAUUAUUGAAAAGGGAGUUAAACCUACUGUUCUGGGUGAAAUUUAUAGAGACAUAGGAAGUGAAUUUAAUGACUUUUGUAAAGACUUUGUUCAAGAAAUUAAUAUUUUUGAAGAUGAAUUAAUCGAGCAAGACAUUAAAGAAAUAAACAUUAACGAUAGUGAAAAGACUAAACCUUGUCUGUUUUUAUUGCUUGAUUCUCUUAUUAAAGAAAGAAAAAUAAAAGAUCUGCUUAUAGAAGCUAUAAAUAAAACAAAAUCAUUUAGUACAGAAAAGAUUAGAGUAAAUAAAAUAUCAACUGGCACUAUUGAUGAUAGUUAUCUUGUAGAAGGAAUGAUUUUUGAAAGGAUGCCUGAUUCUAUAAAAAAAGAUCUUGAAAAUGGUACUAGUUCAAUUUACAAUUGUCCUCUUGAUAUAAGUAGAGCAGAGCUUAAAAGUACAAUUUUGAUGAAUACUUCUGAAGAAUUAUACAAUUUUAGUAAAGAAGAAAUUAAUCUAAUAAAAGAGAAAGUGGAUUCUCUUAAGUCAGAUUUAAUUAUUUGUAGUGGUAAGGUAGAUAACAUCUUUUUAGAUUUAUGUAAUAAAUCUAAUAAAGUAAUAUUUAAGAUUAUGUCUAAACAUGAUUUAAGAAGAAUUAGGGAUUGUCUUGGUGGUGAUAUUUCUCCAGUUCUAGAGCCUAUUAAAAAUUUUGGACAUGUUAAAAAAAUGAGCAUUUUUGAAGAAGGUAAUAAAUCAUAUACUAAAUUUUUAGGGAGUGAUAUGCAAACAAUUGUACUAAAAAGUUCAUUAGAUGUUAUUUUAGAUGAACACGAAAGAAUAAUUAAUAAAACAUUGAGAGCGUUAAGUAAAAAUAUAAAAAACAAUAAGAUUGAAGUAGUAGAAGGGUCUGGUACAUUUGAAAAACAACUUACUAAUUUUUUGGUAAAUCAAUAUAAUUCCAAUAUUGGUAAUAAUGAAGAAACUUUAAAUAGAAAAUAUGCAUUUAUAUCUUUGAGUAACGUAUUUUCACGUUUUAAACAAUAUGAUACUAUUACUUAUGAUAUUUAUAGUACUAAGCUACGUGCCAUUAAAUAUUCCUUAGAUUUUAUUGCAGUAAUGUAUGAGACAGAAGAUUAUUUAAUAGGAAUACAAGAAAAAUUGAAUAUUAAGCCAAGGUUAAAUGAUGAUUGGGAUGAAGAUCAUUAA